This is a messenger RNA of Coregonus clupeaformis (lake whitefish), 2125 nucleotides long. RefSeq names its product interferon-induced very large GTPase 1-like. Lineage: Eukaryota; Metazoa; Chordata; Actinopteri; Salmoniformes; Salmonidae. The coding region runs from base 461 to 2125 and encodes 554 amino acids. The transcript is spliced from 3 exons. The record is from RefSeq and is a predicted model, not a curated record. Gene Ontology annotation, molecular function: GTP binding.
GGUAAGACAUUUACAUUUUAUUCAUUUAGCAGAUGCUCUUAUCCAGAGCAACAUACAAAUAGAAAUAAGACAGGUGGGAUUGUUUUAGUCAACCAUAAUGUCAUAGUAUUGUAAGAGAUUUACAGCUACUAACUUAACAGUAUGUACAUUUAAUUGUUCUUAUAAUUAUUUUUCAGUGACACCUGUUCUGACAAUUGCAUUGAUUGGUGGCGCUGAUUCAAUGGAGAUUGAAUCUGGAAAUCUCCUUCUUGAUCAAGAUGAUCUACCAGCAGCAGAACUUUCACAGAUAGCACCCAGGAUGUAUGAUUUGUUCGGUCGUUGCAUCUCUGUCAUCAACAUGCUGGGCUUGCAGAGUUCUGAACUUACCCAGGAGAAUCACAUAGGUCCACUUGUGCAUAAGCAGGGUAUCAAUGCUGUCCUCUUACUUCUACCAUUGGGUCAGCAUAUUGAUUAAUUCAAAAUGGGAGUGGGGUGGCUGGAAAGAAUGCUUGGAGAGAGAGCCCUUGCCGUUACAAUAAUCGUCUUUACCCACAAGAAUGUGCAAGACUUUGGAUUGGGUGAUCUAAAGGAGAACAAUGAUCUGAUGAAUCUCAUUGAAAUGUGUGGAAAUAGGUAUCUCACUUGCAAAAGGAGUAUGAAUGAUCCAACCGAGAUUUCAACAGUACUUGAACAGAUAGACCUCAUGGUGUCUACAAAUGAUCCGUGCUGCUACACAGGAGAAAUGUAUGAUGAAGAGAUCAGGAAACGGCAACUGGAAACAGAUUGGGGUGACCGAUCACAAAGCGAGGAGAAAACUUUAUCAGUUCCAGGUAACUUGCCUGAAGAUGCUGUUGCAAACAAAGAAAAGGGAGAAGAAAUGAGACUUGAGGAAAUCGACGGGAGUUUAAAUGAAAAUAACAUCCCGGAAAAUAUACAACUAGCAAAAGUAGAAGAGCUCAUGUGUAGACUUCACCUUAAAGAUAAAUAUCAAGAUAAGUUGACAACUGAAGACUUCCUGAACAUUGGCUCUUCUGCUCAACAUCAACAUGAACCCCAAACAGAGAACAAACUAGCUCAUACUUUCCUACAAAGGUUGUUGAUGCUGGACUACAGAGCCAGGUACAUUCCUGUAAGAGAGGAGAAUAGUGAGAUGCAUGACACAAAUGACAACAGAAGUGAUAAUGCAGAAACAGAAGAAAGUGCCUUUGAUGCCCUUUUCAACAAGAACACAGUCUCUGGUGAUAUAAAGAGGAACACGCAUGUUCACCCAAUGGACGUCCAGAUGGCAGUGUUUCACUGUUCAGACAGUUUCCUUCGGCAGUUCAUGGUCACAAAGCUGUCCUUGUGUCAGUAUGCCUUGCCUUUGCUUGUGCCAAAUCCCUUCACCAAAGAGAUUGAAUGCCCUUUGUGGACAUUUCGACAAAUCAGAAAAACCUGGAAGUCCACUAAUGGCUCUAAUAUGGUCACCAGCCAAAGUAUGCCUAUUUACAAGGCAGAAACACGAAUGGUGUCGUUCUUUAGGCUUGGUUCUGUGUCCUCAUCAAAAUCUCAGCUGAUGAACAACUUGAUCAACCAACAUCACAGCACAUUCUUCCACAGACACUGUCCAGGAAGCAGUAAAACCUGCCUCCGAAUGGAUGGGGUGGUAGAGAUUGCAUGGUAUUGUCCUGUUGGGAAGCCCAAUGAUAUUUUCACUGACUGUGUUGCAUUCUGUAAUCUCCAUGGUGACGCCAUAGCGAAUGAAAUUCAGCGUGACAUACUGAUUGAAAAAGCCUCAGUCAAUGUUAUCCUUAUACCAAGUCUUGGAAAAGGCGACAAAAGUAUGGCAAUCGUGCAGGAGCUGUUCAAGUCUUCUAAACCUCUGAUAUGUCUGCUCACUGAAGAGGAUUCUGUUGCAACUGAAAAAAAAACGGGAAAGUACAAAAUGGGUUUGAGAGACAGAAAUCAGUCAGAUGUGUCCGAGGAACUAAAAGGGAUCAUUAUAAAUAAUUUGUCAAGACCAUGUCGCUCCUUCAAACUUGAGGACAUGGCAGAGGACUCAGGGGUUAGGGUAGAUGAGGAUGAUGAAGAUUGUCAAGUAGGGAAGACUAAUGCUCUGCAGAUAAAGGAUCUGCUUCAGGAAAUGGAACUGUCCAAGAUCAAAUAA